Caenorhabditis elegans is the source of this 405-nucleotide messenger RNA. RefSeq lists its product as uncharacterized. The record is from RefSeq and is marked reviewed. The transcript is spliced from 5 exons. NCBI's taxonomy places the organism in Eukaryota, Metazoa, Nematoda, Chromadorea, Rhabditida, Rhabditidae. The coding region runs from base 1 to 405 and encodes 134 amino acids.
AUGCACUUCCCGAAGGUGUCGAUACACAUUGGUAGUCUUCUUAGAUUCAUCGUCCACCACGUCCGCCAUCUUCAUCAGCUUCUUCGUCUCCAGCUCCUGGAUCUGCCAGAAAACCCUAUUUUUUUCUCUAUAUCGUCCACCACGUCCACCAUCUUCAUCAGCUUCUUCGUCUCCAGCUCCUGGAUCUGCCAAAACCCCUAUUUUUUUUUCUUGAUAUUUCAUCACCACCAACAUCUUCAUCAACUUCUUCAUCUCGAACUCCUGGAUUUCCUACAAAAAUCGGAUUUUUUUCUCUUGAUAGUCCACCUCCACCGCCUUCUUCAUCCACUUCUUCGUCUCGAACUCCUGGAUUUUGCAGAAAAGGGCGACCCACCUCCACUGCACAAAAUGCGUCCGCUCUCUUAA